Anolis carolinensis (green anole) is the source of this 545-nucleotide messenger RNA. RefSeq names its product adipogenesis regulatory factor. The transcript is spliced from 3 exons. The record is from RefSeq and is a predicted model, not a curated record. Lineage: Eukaryota; Metazoa; Chordata; Lepidosauria; Squamata; Anolidae. The coding region runs from base 188 to 415 and encodes 75 amino acids.
GUUCAGAGAAAGUCACCAAACAAGAUGCUGAGGAUAAUGAGGGGGCUUUUCCAGGUCCCAGAUAGGAGGAGUUCCCCAUCCUAUAAAAGCCAACACAUUUGGGAACAGAGAAACAGGGCUGGAGUCCAUUUAGGAAACUAUCAACUGAUCAGGAAGGUAGAAGAAGAACAUCCACACAGCAGGAGACAUGUUCAAGUGGGAUCCUGUCGAAGGAGCAACAAAGAUGGCAGGGGACACUGUGCAGAGUAAAGUUGAUUCAGCGGGUCAGACUGUGCAGCAAGUGGUGGAUCAGGUGACAGAUGCUGGUCAGAAAGCAUAUGAUGAUGUCUGCAAAAAUGUACAAGAUACUGGAGAAAAGGCGACACGAAGUUUAAAUCCCUUUGGUCAGAAUGAAGAAAAGAAUGCUUCAACCUAAAUCCUUUUUUCUGUAUAUUGAAAAGACAGAAAACAAUGCUCAAGAUCUUCAAGUCACUGAAAAUUAUUUUCAAUUGUUUUGCAUAUAAUAUAUUCUUAAAUCUUCAUGAAAAUUAAAGCUAUGAAUCCUU